GUAACGUUUUGGUUGCUACUCACAAUUGGGAACCUGUUAGCCUUGGCCGUACCCAUAACUAUCCUAUUCAUUUAUCUCUUCUCAAGAAAGAGAUCACAAUACGGUUCCCGAGAACAAGUGCUUUUGCUAUCCCUGGAUUCCUUUCAUUUGGUAGCUGCACUAGUGCUAGGGAUUUGUACAGUAAUGCUCAUAUGGAACAAUGACAACCUUGCUUCAAUAGGGCUCCAAGAUUACAGUCUCCAAGAACGAAUGGAAGAGCAUACGAGAAAGUUCAUGUGCCUUGUCAACAAAAGUUUUGCUUCUGCAGUAUCUUCCCAUCUUCCAGACUCGAAUUUAUCGAGAACUAUUUUGAAGAAAGCUUUGAUGAAUACUUUGAUCCAGAAUAGCGAUUAUAAUGCAUAUAGCAGAAACGUCAGGAGAAAAGAUACUUUGUUAGGACUUGUGGCUAGAACCAAACUCAAAACUGCUGAUCCAGACCCAGAUGAAUUACAGGAGGUAAAUUGUGCAUUUAUCCUUUCGUCCUUUCACUUCGCUGAAGACAAUGAAGUAAGCAAGGCUGAAUUUAUACUUAGGGUACCUACCUUCGAUGGAUCACAAACAAACCAGAUAUCCAAGACUAAGAACUUAUUGCUCUCAGGAAAAUCAAAAACUAGUCUCGAAAGAGUUCCCCAUCCUCCACCAGGCUAA
Messenger RNA from Haemonchus placei, 687 nucleotides. The record is from the annotation of a GenBank genome assembly. Lineage: Eukaryota; Metazoa; Nematoda; Chromadorea; Rhabditida; Trichostrongylidae.